Messenger RNA from Pedinophyceae sp. YPF-701, 765 nucleotides. Lineage: Eukaryota; Viridiplantae; Chlorophyta; Pedinophyceae. The record is from the annotation of a GenBank genome assembly.
AUGGGCGCGAUGACGCAUUCUCGCAGUCCACCCCACGCGCACCGCGGCCGCGGGCGCGUGAACACCGGCGGGGCGGCCACGCGCGCCCCCGGGCGCGAGAAGGCAGCAAUUACACGCGCGCUCGACGUGGUGGCCUGGGCCGACAGCCACGGCGGCGCCAUUCCGCGCGUGCUGCGGUGCUGCCGCGGGGAGCGGCGGCAGACCGCGAACCCCGAGCAGAUCUGGGAGCACACGCUUGGGCAGUGGAUUGCAAACCAACGCAAGGCCGUGCAGGGGAAAGGGACGAACGCUGCGCACCCGCCCGCGAUCUCCGUGCUGGACAAGCGCUUCGGGCACGCGUGGCGGUCGUGCUCCGGCGCCGUCGUCGUGGCGGCGGCGCUGGCGGACAGCGUGGAGGGUGGCGGGGCCGGGCCCAGGCCCGGCGCGGCGGCCGCGGGGGCGAACGGCGUGGUGACGUGCUGGGGCGGGCGCGGGAAGCGCGGCGCGCCUGCGGGGGCGGCACGGGUGGCCGGCGACGCGGCUCCGCGGAAGGGGGCGGACGAGUUUGCCGAGCUGUUGCUGUCGCUGAGUAAUCGGAGCGUGUGCGAGGGGGGGGAGUCUGAGGAGCCGGGGGCGUCGGGGGGCGGCGCGUCGCAGUACACGACGGAGACGGAGACGCAGGACCAUCCGCGCGCGCGGGCGCCGGAGGAGGGGGGUGUUGGGCUGGAGGGGGGAGUGCCGGAGGGCUCCGCGACGCCGCCGCGGCGGACCGAGGAGCUCGAGUGA